Colletotrichum gloeosporioides is the source of this 594-nucleotide messenger RNA. RefSeq lists its product as uncharacterized. The record is from RefSeq and is a predicted model, not a curated record. Bases 1 to 594 code for a protein of 197 amino acids. NCBI's taxonomy places the organism in Eukaryota, Fungi, Ascomycota, Sordariomycetes, Glomerellales, Glomerellaceae. The transcript has a single exon.
AUGCGAAGCACAGCAGCAUUCACAGUACUAUUCGCAGCUCUGGCAUUUCUUCAAGGUGUGCCGGCGCCACCAGCAUUAGCAUGGAUAGGCGCCGCCGCAACGUUCGGGGUUCUUGCCGGCUCGUCUACCGCGAUUAUCGCCGUCGGCAUCAAGGAGGACGAAAAGAAGAAGAAGGAAGAAGAUGAGAGAAACAAAGGCAAUGGCAAACUUCACCAGUACGCGGUUAACUAUGCGCACAGAAUGGUGCGAGAAAUUGCCGCAGAGAUAAAAACCCGUCGAGCUCAGUCACUAGAGGAACCCGGCCUGGCUCCUCCUGGAGUACCUCAGUAUAACUGGGACGAUUGCUUCAACCAAGCCCGCCAAGCAAACAUAUCGAUCAGAGGUCCUGUUGGUGAUCAUGGAAUACGAGCUACAGGAGUGCCCCCUGUGUGCAUGAAUUUGGCCACCAUGCUCGGAGGCGCUGUCAACGGCACUGGCAUGCCCAUUCCCUGUGGUUCGGACUGCAUGGACUGGGUGAAGAUGACGCCGGAAUACUACGAGGGAGUAAGGAAGAUGCUAAACGGCCAGACUCUAGACUUCAAGAAGACCUCCUGA